Messenger RNA from Anopheles darlingi, 1338 nucleotides. RefSeq names its product probable RNA polymerase II nuclear localization protein SLC7A6OS (gene fs(2)ltoPP43). Lineage: Eukaryota; Metazoa; Arthropoda; Insecta; Diptera; Culicidae. Bases 224 to 1270 code for a protein of 348 amino acids. The transcript has 5 exons. The record is from RefSeq and is a predicted model, not a curated record. Gene Ontology annotation, biological process: developmental process.
GCAGAAGAAAAUCGGCAUCUUUUUUGUGUAAACUUUUUUGAGGUUCCACUUUUUCGUGUUUAACCAUCUUGCAUUUCACCCCCGUUUAGCAUAUCUGCAAUUGGUAGCAGCUGCUGCUUUUCGGGAACGCCGUCCGUCGCACCUAACCUUCAAAAGGAGGAAGGCGAAAAACAAAACACAAUCCUGCUCGGAAAACUCGGUGCAGGUUCGAAGGACGCACACCAUGACUACGGUAAUCCGCCUGAAGCGACGGGUCGAUGAAGAUCCGUUAAAUGCGUUCGUGCUGAACUGCAAACGCCAGCGUGUCGAAGCCGGAGAAACCACGGACGAUCCGAACGCAAAUGCUGCCGAAUCUUCCACAAUUCUCAAGUUCGCUGGCACAUUUUCUCAGGCCGAAGGCGUCGCAUCGCAUCUACAGAACAUCCACAAAGAUCAAGCGAAGGAUGCCAUUUCACGGGUGCACCGUCCCAACAUCAAACCUCGGAACAGGGCCGCAGCCAAACAGAUCGCACAAAACGACCGAUUCCGGAUCGUUAACUGCACACGAUCCAUCACAAACGAGACCGAAUCAACGGUUGAUGGCAUACCGACCACUAUUGUUGAUGUUGAGCGGGACGAUGUGCGACUGCCGGAGGAAGAAGCAGCCCCUACCGCCGUAUCCUCUCCGUUGUCUGCCACUGAAGUAACAGAGUCGAACGCACAACAGUUGGUGGAGACUUACACAUACGAAAACGGUGUACGCUAUGUGUAUGAUCUGUACGUGGCCGACACGAGCCAGCAACAAAACAUUGCCCACAGUCCCUACUACACCGACAAUCUGGACGAUCUCAGUGUAAUGGUAUGCGAUGAUCCACUAUAUUCGCUGCAUCGUGGUGAUCUAGAUUCCGACGAUUCCAGCGACAGCGAUUCCGAUGAUUCAAACGCCGAGGAUAACUGGCGCAACGAGUAUCCAGACGAAGAGGACGAUGUGCGCAGCAUUGGCGAGGAAGAUAUGCGCCGUGCGGUGGAGGAAAUCGAUUUGGAUGGUGACCGUAGUCUGUCGUCGGACGAUGGAGAGGAGGCAUUCGUCUACCCGCCCACCGAUGGCGUUCUCUAUACUGACGAAGAGGAGGACUCGCUGAGCGAUAUCGGCGACGUAAACCGAGACGACGUGAAAAGGUACGGGACGGCGUACGCCCGUUAUAAAGCGCGCAUACUGCGAGAACUUGAAGGACGUGAUGGCGAAAGCAGCAGCUCUAGCUCGGAAGAGAACUUCGAUUUGUAUGAUUAAUCAGCCGUAAACAAGAGUCUCAAGGAUUGCUUAUCGGCAUAUUUCACUCAAAUAAAAGUAAUCAUUUC